Messenger RNA from Mercenaria mercenaria, 2372 nucleotides. Its product is annotated as transmembrane protein 26-like. The coding region runs from base 455 to 1624 and encodes 389 amino acids. The record is from RefSeq and is a predicted model, not a curated record. NCBI's taxonomy places the organism in Eukaryota, Metazoa, Mollusca, Bivalvia, Venerida, Veneridae. The transcript has 5 exons.
AGGAUUGUAACAACAUUGGAUUUUCUGUGCACACAUUCCAGUUUCUUUCAUUAAGAAUCCAAAUAAGAUUUUAUUACGUUAAAAUCGGUUGUUUAAGAGGUGUAUAAAUUUAAUAUUGGCACUUCUGGGACCGUAUCGAAAAAUUGAAGAUAGUGCUUGAUGAAACAUUCCGCUGCUCUUUGUGCAUCUGUUUCAACUAGAGUAAAAUGCAAUAUCGUAAUGUCUCAUCUUGGACAGAAAUGUGGUUGGAUUUUGUGGAGUUGCCAUGGGCAUUGAAAUAUUAAACAUUUGUGAUUGUAGGAUUAUUCCGAGACGUAAUCUUGAGAGGCAAAAUAACAACAUUCAAGGUCGAAUCGAAACUCGAGUGUUUUUAAAAGCAAAAUAACUGUAUAUUGGCAUGAAAUACAGACUAACAAUAUUACCAGCUAGUGACAGUUCAGGUGAGUGAUGUUUAAUGGGUCAUUUGUCAGUUGCACGUGCAUUUUCGGUUCGUCUGCUCUUUGCUUCACAUGGUGUAGUUUCAAUAUGGCGGCUUGCUAACGUCACAGACGAAAAUAAGUUCUGGUAUUUAGCGGGAACUCUAGUCCUUCUAUUUUUGGAAGCGAUGGUUACAUUGGUCAAACGUCAAGGAAAAGAGUGGAAAUGGUUCUGUCCAAGUGUUUUUAUCUAUCUAUUGACAUCUGUGCCGGCUAUUUGGUUUCUCGAGCUGCACGAAUUUGAUAAACGUGCACAGUACAUUGAACAGGCUAAGUUGUUGUCACAAAUGAGCAAUGAGACGAUAUAUUUUUCAAAUGGACUUCCAGAAUUACAAGAAGAUCUUAGUUCACCUAUUGGGUCAAUACUUGGGGUGAAAUUUGAGGUAAGAAUACCUAUCAAGUUGACACCAGAUCAAUGGAUACGAAUGCUAGAGCAGAUGUUAUUGCUUAUUUUGAUAUUGGGAAGAUGGCUUUUGCCGAAAGGAAAACUGACACAUGAUCAACUGUCACAGUUGCUGCUCGUCUAUAUAGGAACAGCGGCAGAUAUUGUCGAAUUCUUUGAGGCAUUUAAGGAAAAAGAGGUCAGAAACCACAAAAUACUCUGCAUUAUUAUUCUAGGGAUUUGGUCGACGAGUCUUGUGCAGUUUUCUUUAGUUCUCACGGCUUCACGCGCCCGUAAAGACCGCUCAACACUGUACAUGACAAAAUCAAAGGGAAGCAAGCGCGGCUGUUGUCAUGCGGACGUCUUUGGAAUUCUUAUCUCCAUCAUCUUGCAAGACUUACCGUUCUUGGUCUUGCGGAUGCUACUGAUUUUCAAAUAUAACGUAUUAAGCUACACAAAUAUGUUCUUCACAUCCAAAAAUACUCUUGUGAUAGCUUUGUUAAUGUACAGAUUGGUUGUAUUAUUCAUCAACAGGAACGAGCCGGAAAAAGAGAUUUCUGUAGAAACAGUGAAUGGUGAUAUAUCAUCGAUCCCGGAAUCCAGCACAUUCCGAAAAACAUCGGAAAUAAGGAAGAAACUUCUUGAAUACCACGUGAGCGAAAACUUUGAUCAUCAUAAAAGUCGACCAUCGUCAAAAGAAUACGAAGUGAUACCUGAGAAACAUAAAUGGGGCCGUUCGUAUCAUUUUGAGUUGAUGCAAAUUUAAAUAUUGUCAGAUCUGAAAAUUCUACAUAUCAUUCAUAUGCUGUCUUUCUUAUUAGUUGUUAGCAACAUAAAAUAUACAUUUUUAUGUUUUACAUUAUGUGUAACUUAAGAUAAAUAAUAUUGUUUGACAUCAUUACUACUGGUAAACUUUAUUCGACAUCUUUUAGUUUUUCAUUAAAGUAUUGCAUGGAGGUUAUCUGAUAUAUACUCUAAACCUGUACAUAUCAACAAUGGGCGGAUUAAACUUGUAACAAAUCAAUAUUAUGAACAUUAAUUUUGUUCAGGCUGUUAAUGAGAUGAAUAUUUGAUUGAUAAGAACAAGUAAUAAAUUUGUCAUUAAAAUUUCUGACCACUUCACAGCUGCGUACAUAUCUAUCAACUGAAUCAACUGAUUGACUUUACUGUUAUCCUGGGGGAGGGAGGUUUAAAGGGUCAUUAAACGGGUCGUGUUGGAAUUUUUUUUUAAGUUAAUAUUUAUAAAAAUGGUGUAACCUUAUCCUGCCGCAACCCAGAGCUCAACCCGGGGUUGAAGUAUGUUUUAUGGCAGGAAUAUUAACAAGUUCUGUCGCAACUUAGAGUAUUAGAAAACGUAUAAGGGCAGGUAUUCGUUUACAAGUUUUAAAGACAUCCAGAGUAUAAGUUCGUGUAAAGACAGGAAUUCGUUUACAACUUCUGCCGAAUUCGUUAACAAGUUUUGCAGAAAUCCCAGCUAUACAUGUAAGUAUCAUACACUUUCUCCACGUAUAAGU